UCGUAUGUCUUUGUCUAGUUUGGAAGGCAGCAAAGGGACGACUCGGAGGCAUGUCUUCCUGGAGGGAGCUCAAACAGUCUGGCUUCACUUACGCCUUCAGAAGUGAACGAGAGAGAGAGAGAGAGAGAGAGAGAGAGAGAGAGAGAGAGAGAGAGAGAGAGAGAGAGAGAGAGAGAGAGAGAGAGAAACAAAGUGUAAUAGGGAUGAAUGGAACGAGAGUCUGUGUUGAUUUGAUAUGAGAGUCGUGCAUCCGAGGUUCCUUCUCCAGCUCUGGAGUUCAGAAUGUUCUGGAUGUGGGAUCUAGAAGCGUGAGAACGCCGGAGAUAAAAGUUGUCUUCUGUAUCAUAAUCUGCUUUCGAAACGUUUGCAUACAACAGGGGUGUGGAAAACAAGCUCGACGCUCUCGAAGGUGAACGUGAUCAUGUUGUCGAUUUCAAAAUGUAACUUUUCGGGUUGCACAGAUUUGGACAGCCGUGCAACGCAUCCAAUGGACUGUCAGCUGCCUGAACUGAUCAAGCCACUCUCAAAACAAUCCUCCUUCAAUGGCUUUGAAUGGGACGGGUGCUGAAUUUAGAUCCUCCGGGAUAUCAGCAGAGAUUUCGACAGGUACAAGUGACACCCGUUGUUGGUUCAUGGAGCAGAAAGUGUCUCUGGGUGAUACAUUACUCAAUAGCACAAUGGAUUGCAAUGAGAGUGAAAACAGAAACAAGUCAGACUUGUUGACCUCUAUGUCUGCACAGAAGAACUGGAUGGCACUGUUGAUUUCACUGGUCAUUAUCAUCACAGUGACUGGUAACAUACUGGUCAUCAUGGCGGUGAGCCUGGAGAGGAAGUUGCAGAAUGCCACAAACUAUUUCUUGAGGUCUUUGGCCAUUACAGACAUGCUUCUGGGUAUCCUGGUAAUGCCAGUAGCCAUGGUCACCAUCCUCUAUGGUUACACAUGGCCCCUUCCCUCCGCUCUUUGUCCGAUCUGGAUCUACCUGGACGUUCUCUUCUCCACGGCCUCCAUCAUGCACCUGUGCGCCAUGUCUCUAGACCGAUACAUCGCAAUCCGCAACCCCAUCCACCACAGUCGCUCAAACUCUCUAACUAGAGCCCGUAUUAAAAUUAUGGCAGCCUGGACCAUCUCUGUAAUUAUCUCUAUGCCUGUCCCGGUCCUUGGCCUUCACGAUCACUCCAAAGUCUUCCGGAACGAAAGCUGCCAGUUGACGGACGAUAAUUUCGUUCUCAUCGGCUCUUUUGUGGCGUUCUUCAUCCCACUUAUUAUCAUGGUGGUGACCUACGUUCUCACCAUAAGCGCUCUGCAGAGCGAAGCCACUUUGUGCCUCGACCAACUCAUCGUACGACCAAAAUGGUCCUCCACAAUCGGACUCCUCCCACGAGGCUCGGUCUCCUCCGAGCGACUAUUCUCCCGUUCCUCUCUCUGUCGUGAUGGACUGAACAGAGGACCAAGCCGUCGCACCAUGCAGUCCCUCAAUAACGAACAGAAGGCGUCGAAAGUUCUGGGCGUGGUCUUUUUGCUCUUCGUGAUCAUGUGGUGUCCGUUUUUCGUGACGAAUGUGAUGGCGGUGGUUUGCGGCUCUGCGUGCGAUGAGGAUUUGGUGGGGGAGUUGAUGAAUGUGUUCGUGUGGGUCGGUUACCUGUCAUCAGCGGUCAACCCUUUCAUCUACACCCUCUUCAAUAAGACUUACCGUGCCGCCUUCGCCAGAUACAUGUGCUGCCGUUACCGUGAGAAGAAAAGACCUCUGCAGUUAAUUCUGGUUAACACCAUCCCUCCUCUGGCAUACAGCUCAUCCCAGCUUCCUCUGAAAUCUUCAGGGAGAAGGGGAGAGGGCAGCCAGUCCGGAGGCUUCUUCGACAAAGAAAAAUCCAACUCUGUAAAUGUACAAAACAAGCAGGAUGAGGUUGUGAGUCAUGUGUGAGGGGGGGACAGAUUCAAGACUGCAUUUUGAAUAAUUUAUCAUUGUUUUGUAGUUUAUUGUUAUAAAUUAUUGUAAUAUAUCAGGGUUGUUUCAACCCAUGCUUGGUUAAAAAACAUAUUCAGUCAUUGGGUUACAGUCAUGUAGAAAAUGUCUAUUUUUGACCCAACCAUGGAAUGAAACAACCCAGCAUUUCGGUUUGAAAAAGAAACUGUUGGGUUUGUUAAUACUUUAUCCAACUAUGAGUUGAACUAAGCUUUUUUUGAGUGGUAAAGUGUGAUCUGCAGUGUUGUAGUCGAGUCCAAGACCAGAGACUGUAUGGCCCUUUCCCAAAUAGCAAACUCCGUACUUGUCCACACUUUGAUGACAUCAUGUAGUGCAGACCCUCGGGACCCUUGACGCAAGUCCACGAAGGUGCACUGGAGUCAUAUUUUGGAACAGACUCGAGGUCACGCCGGAAAUAGGAAGAGAAGUCACAAUUAUUAAUUGUUUCAUAGCAACUUUACAUUAAUAGAAGCAGGGGAAAACAUAGAAAAAUCGACAGACAACAUAAGUAGCAAAAUACAGCGGCUAUGAAUAAACUUAUAUAUAUACAUGGGAUGUAAAUGGAUAAGGAGAUUAAAUGGGUUCCAUCGGUGGUCGUUGGUCAGGCAUCGUCUGGGCAUCACGUUUAAGGACGGCCAGUAGAUCAGUGGUGUGUUGACUUCCACGGAAGCCGGAACUGGGUCUGUUUGUCUCAAUGUCCCUGGAUUUGAGGACGAGACCGGGAGAGAGAAACAAAAUCCUAUUAGUGUAGCAUCAGUGUGAACUCCUCCCAUCCAAGUGCGUGGAGCUUGCAGCAUUGCAGGCUUUACCGAAGACCGCAUCAAGGGUGCAAAGGGCCGCUGAUGAGCACAUU
Paramisgurnus dabryanus is the source of this 2817-nucleotide messenger RNA. RefSeq names its product 5-hydroxytryptamine (serotonin) receptor 2A, genome duplicate b (gene htr2ab). The record is from RefSeq and is a predicted model, not a curated record. NCBI's taxonomy places the organism in Eukaryota, Metazoa, Chordata, Actinopteri, Cypriniformes, Cobitidae. Gene Ontology annotation, molecular function: neurotransmitter receptor activity; G protein-coupled serotonin receptor activity. Gene Ontology annotation, biological process: serotonin receptor signaling pathway; release of sequestered calcium ion into cytosol; response to xenobiotic stimulus. Gene Ontology annotation, cellular component: dendrite; plasma membrane.